Zerene cesonia (dogface butterfly) is the source of this 616-nucleotide messenger RNA. RefSeq names its product mpv17-like protein 2. Lineage: Eukaryota; Metazoa; Arthropoda; Insecta; Lepidoptera; Pieridae. The record is from RefSeq and is a predicted model, not a curated record. The coding region runs from base 54 to 596 and encodes 180 amino acids. Gene Ontology annotation, cellular component: membrane; cytoplasm. The transcript has 2 exons.
UAUGGCAUCAAGAUUCACAUCUCACAUUCAACGUCAAAAUUUCUCAAAAAAAAAUGAGCUUAAUAACAAAAGUUCUGAGUCUCCCCGUGCAGUUCCCUUUAAUCCGAGGCAUGGUGUCAUAUGCCAUAAUAUGGCCGACUUGUAGCAUCGCCCAGGACUACAUAGCUAAUGGUACGACCAUACAAAACGCUGACUGGAGCAGAGCUGCUAGAUAUGGCUUUUUCGGCACAUUCUGUAUGGCUCCGGUGUUCUAUGGUUGGUUGAAGUUUUCCAGCAGAUACUUUAAGAGGAAAACGCUGUAUACGGCGAUCAAAAGAGCCGUGAUUGAACAGGUAUCAUAUUCCCCAGCCGCAAUGGCCUACUUCUUUUUCGGCAUGAGUGUGCUCGAGCAAAAGUCUCUCAAAUCUUGUGUCAAUGAGGUGAGGGAGAAAUUCUGGCCGACAUACAAGAUCGGCGUCGUGUUCUGGCCGACAGCACAGACGAUUAACUUCUACUUCGUGUCAGAGAAGAACCGCAUCGUUUUCGUUAGCGCCGCUAGUUUUGUGUGGACCAUUUACUUGGCGCAUAUGAAGGCUAUGGAGACAGAAACUAAGUGAUUUAUAGUGAGAUGUGAAUC